ACUUCAGUUCUGUUCUCCACUCGGACACCUUGUUGACACCCUGUAGUGGAGCCGCCGAGUUGCACCGUCCGUUUUAAUAAAGGUUAAGAAGAUAAAUGCCGUAAUUUUAUGAAUUAACGUGACUUCCUAACUGGAGCGCUUGUCACUCGGACUUUAAUAAUGCAAUAGUUGUGAGGGAGCUCGCUGCGGCUUCCCGCGUCAAUGCUGCAUUUGCUGGAUGAUGAUGCGGAUGACCUGGCUGAUAACAGUAAUAAACAGAAGAAUAAUGAAACUCCUCGUCGCCCUCGCCCUCAUCGCAUACAUCGCCUCUGUCUGGGGAACCUACACCAAUAUGAGGUCCAUCCAGGAGCAUGGAGAAAUGAAGAUUGAACAAAGAAUAGAUGAGGCUGUGGCGCCAUUAAGAGAAAAGAUUCGGGACCUUGAGCUAAGUUUUACCCAAAGAUAUCCACCUGUGAAGUUCCUGUCUGAGAAAGAUCGAAAGAGGAUAUUGAUCACUGGUGGUGCAGGCUUUGUGGGUUCACACCUGACUGAUAAACUGAUGAUGGACGGUCACGAGGUGACUGUGGUUGAUAAUUUCUUUACUGGCCGCAAGCGUAACGUAGAGCACUGGAUCGGCCAUGAGAACUUUGAGCUCAUCAACCAUGAUGUGGUGGAACCACUCUAUAUUGAAGUGGAUCAGAUCUAUCACUUGGCUUCCCCUGCGUCCCCACCGAAUUACAUGUAUAAUCCUAUCAAGACCCUGAAAACCAACACUAUUGGCACUCUCAAUAUGCUUGGUCUGGCUAAGCGAGUGGGUGCUCGACUGCUACUUGCUUCCACAUCAGAAGUUUAUGGAGACCCGGAGGUGCAUCCUCAGAAUGAAGAUUACUGGGGUCAUGUGAACCCGAUUGGGCCGAGGGCUUGUUAUGAUGAAGGGAAGCGUGUUGCUGAGACCAUGUGUUAUGCCUACAUGAAGCAGGAGGGGGUGGAGGUACGAGUGGCACGGAUCUUCAACACUUUUGGUUCUCGUAUGCACAUGAACGAUGGUCGAGUGGUCAGCAAUUUCAUUCUACAGGCUCUACAGGGGGAGCCGCUGACGGUUUAUGGUUCAGGAUCUCAGACCAGAGCCUUCCAGUAUGUCAGUGAUCUUGUGAAUGGCCUUGUGUCCCUGAUGAACAGUAAUGUCAGCAGUCCUGUAAACCUGGGAAACCCUGAAGAGCACACCAUACUGGAAUUUGCUCAGCUGAUUAAAAGCCUAGUUGGGAGCCGCAGUCACAUUCAGUUUCUCCCAGAGGCGCAGGAUGACCCUCAGAGACGGCGGCCAGACAUCCGGAAGGCAAAAAUGCUGCUGGGCUGGGAGCCUGUGGUACCAUUGGAGGAAGGGCUGAACAAAACUAUCCAGUACUUCAAUAAGGAGCUGGAGCAUCAAGCCAACAAUCAGUAUAUCCCCAAGCCCAAGGCCGCCCGCAUGAAGAAAGGUAGACCAAGACACAACUGAGGAACACGCUUUUUCUCAGGGAUGCUGGGAUCCUGGAGAUUCUGGAGCCUCUAGCAGCCAUUUUACACAAGGGGGUUUCCCCUUAAAAAGAGUGUUUGGAAAAAAACAAAAACAUUUCCUGUGUGUUUUUCUUACUUUUUUUUUUUGUGCUUAUUUUUGGAAAAGCAGUUGUAGAACUGUCUGUGCCACACUUGCUUUUCAGACAUGUGCCUCAGAAAAAAAGAAAAAAAAAAAAAAAAAAACUAUGAAGUUCAGACACUCAGAGUCCUUGCCUUGCACUUUGGAUUCGUCAAUCAUCUGUUAUUUAAGAAAAAGUGAAGACUCCACGUUAUUUUUUUGCAUUCAUGCUGUGCAGUUUUGAUUGUUGUAAUCAUUUUUAUUGGUGUUUAUGCUGUGAGUGUCUUUUUGAACAGACACCUCUUUUCAAUGUUGAGAUUUACUAUGGAGGCUAGUGAUUUUCUGUUAAUUUAUCUUGAAUGUGCUGCCCAGGAUAGGACACAUGAUCGGGCCUUGUUCUGGACGACGCAGAAGAAAAGAAGAAACUAUGGGAGAUGCUUUUCUGCUUUAUUUUGUUGUGAUUUUGAGCAAUGUGUAGUAUUGCCACCAUCACACUUCACACAGAUCUCAGAUCCUUUAAUGAAUUUCAGGUGGAAAAAAAUAUUUUAAUAAAAUAUUUACAUUGACUGCUAAUUCCACAUUUUUUUCUUAUACACCAUCACCCCUGCCUAUCAUACUUUCCCUUCCCUGAGGGAAGUUUAACAUGUUUGGCACAUGUACACAUACAGAUGGCAACAGCGUCAGUAAUUAAACUUGGUUUCUAUGCUGACAGUUACAGCUGCUUGUAUGAAGCUUCAGCAGCCCUUUCAGGUUGUGUUAUUGAUGGUGGUGCCUGGAUGUUGCAAAAUGUGCACAGAGAAAGAUGCCAUGAGAAAUUACAAAUAAUGCAGAUGACUUUAUUAGAUAUGACAGCAGUUUUAUUUCUUUUACUUUACAUACAGUUUUACUGAUUUUGAAGCUAAAGGGCUUUAUAUGCACUCUGAAAUACAAUUUUUCUAUAUUCCUUUUGCUCUUACACAUUCUGAUUCUUUUGUGUGGUUCACAGAGACCAGAUAUUCAUCAGCAGAUGAUUCUUCAUUAACAGCACCAAUGAUAGGUGAUCAUUGGAGUCAGUAACAUCAAUGAGUGCGUUUACAAUCCGAUAACUGUAGAAAA
Messenger RNA from Colossoma macropomum (tambaqui), 2689 nucleotides. RefSeq names its product UDP-glucuronate decarboxylase 1 (gene uxs1). Gene Ontology annotation, molecular function: UDP-glucuronate decarboxylase activity; NAD+ binding. Gene Ontology annotation, biological process: D-xylose metabolic process. Gene Ontology annotation, cellular component: cytoplasm. Lineage: Eukaryota; Metazoa; Chordata; Actinopteri; Characiformes; Serrasalmidae. The coding region runs from base 218 to 1477 and encodes 419 amino acids. The transcript has 15 exons. The record is from RefSeq and is a predicted model, not a curated record.